CCGGCCCCCCCGGGGGUCCCCCCGCCCCACAUCUUGCCUCCGCUGCCUCCGUUCCAUCCCGGCAUGUUCCCCGUCAUGCAAGUGGAUAUGAUCAGCGUCCUGGGCAACCAGUGGGGCGGCAUGCCCAUGUCCUUCCAGAUGCAGACGCAGAUGCUGAGCCGCAUGAUGCAGGCCCAGAACACGUACCAGUACCCGCCCUUCGUGACGGGCCGCAUGCAGUUCGUGAACCUCCCGCCCUACCGCCCCUUCUCCAUGGGCGCCGCGCUCGGUCGCGGGCAGCAGUGGCCACCCCUGCCCAAGUUCGACCCCUCGGUUCCACCGCCGGGUUAUGAGCCGAAGAAGGAAGAUCCCCACAAAGCCACUGUGGAUGGAGUCCUCCUGGUCAUAGUGAAGGAGCUAAAGGCCAUCAUGAAGAGGGACCUGAACAGGAAGAUGGUUGAAGUGGUAGCGUUUCGGGCAUUUGAUGACUGGUGGGACAAGAAGGAGCGUCUGGCAAAGGCCUCUCUCACUCCAGUGAAGUCUGGAGGGGAGCUGGAGGAGAAGCCGAAGCCGAAGGAUCGGAUCGCGUCCUGUCUGCUGGAGAACUGGAACAAGGGCGAGGGGCUGGGCUACGAGGGCAUCGGGCUGGGCAUCGGGCUGCGCGGCGCCAUCCGCCUGCCGUCCUUCAAGGUGAAAAGAAAGGAGCCACCUGAAGCUGCCUCAGCAGGAGAUCAGAAGAGAAUCCGGCCUUCUACUUCUGUCGAUGAUGAAGAUGAAGAGUCAGAGAGGGACAGGGAUGCUUCUGAUACAACAUCUGACCUGUCAAAGAAGGAUGGAGAAGCAGUGGGGCUGAGGCGGCGACCAGCAAGGCCACUGGAGCUCGACAGUGAGGGAGAAGAGGGAGAUGAGACGUCGGGGAAAGAGGAAGAGUCCUCCUCAGAGAAGGAAGAGGAGCAGGAAGAAGAGGGAGGCUUGGUGAAAGCACCACCUGGCAAAGAGGAUGAUGAGGAUGAAGAUGAUGAUGAAGAGGAGGAUGAUGAUGAAGAGGAUGACGAAGAUGACGAUGAAGAGACAGGCAUCGACACGAGUGACAAGGAGGAGGAGCAGGACUCCGAGGAGGAUGUAGCAAGUCCGUCGUCUUCCAAGGCUGAAGUUGAAUCCUCUGAUGAAAGUGAUGACUCCUCUGAAUUCGAGUCGAGUUCAGACUCAGAUGAUGAGGAUGAUGAGGAUGACGAUGAUGAAGAUGAGGAAGAGGAAGAGGAGGAAGAGGUGGCUGAAGCUCAAGAGAGAGAAGCCAUGGUUGCCGAGACGGAGCAUGAACCUGCUGGUCAUGAGAUUCCUGAUGAUGAGAGGGAGACUAUUUUGGAGCUGUAUCCUGUGGAUGACUACAUGGAUGCAACAGAGUUGGGACUCACAGAGCCAGCUUUGGCAGUGAAAGAUGAAGGCAUGGAAGAAAUCAAGGCAGGGGAAGGUAUAUGUGGUGAAGUCCCAGAGGCAUCUAUUGCUGCUGAAACACUGAAACACUUGGUUAUGGAAAGAGACCAGGAGACAAAACUUGCACUGUCUCCCAUCUGUAGGCCAGAGGAAGAGCCUGAACCUGCGGCCAUGCUGGAGCCAGAGGCACAGGAAGGUCCAAAGCCUGAAUCUCAAGGUGAGGAGGAGGCGCUGUGUCUCUCGACUCCAGUGCGAGUCUUCGGAGAACCUCUGCCCAAUAAAAGCAGCUUCUUUAGCAAGUCUGAGGACAGCAGCUCAGAAGCUCAUGUUAAAACAAAACUGCCCUCUUCAGUGGAGGAAGACAGCCGGUUGCCUCGCACGCCCGGGCGGGAGGUGGUGAUCCAUGCAGAGACUGAUGCUCUCUUGCUUCCAGCCCACAAGGUGCCAUGCUCCAUGCUUCCCUUACCAACAACUCCCGGAAAGGAAGAACCUUUAGUCCCUCCAGAGAAGUUCCCUGAACAAUUAAUGGUGACCAAAACGUCUGUGGAAGAGGAGAUUCCUAGGACUCCUGGGCGGGACAUUUUGGCCAAGUCUUCACACCCCCUUGUGAAGUCCCAGAGCACGGACACUGUUCCAGCCACGCCAGGAAGCGACGCUCCCCUUACAGGAAGCAGCUUGACCCUCAGUUCCCCUCAAGUCCCAGGGAGCCCCUUUUCCUACCCAUCCCAGUCUCCUGGCAUUAACAGUGGCAUUCCUCGGACUCCUGGGAGGGAUUUCAAUUUCACACCUACUUUCCCAGAGGCUGGUGCUACCAUUCCUUGCCUUCUGUCUGGCAAGAAACAGUCAGAGGAUGAGCUAGAUGAGAAACCCUUUAAAGAGCCUCUUGGUGCUUCCCUUACGAUCAGCAUGAACAGUGUUCCUUCCCCUAUCCCCUUUGCCAGUCCCCCCCAGGCAGACUUCCACACGGACAUGGGUUUGCCACCUAAUGAGCCAAUAGCUGUAGCAGCCCUGCAGUGCAUGCAUGGAGAUGGAAGAAUGCCCAUCGAGGAAUGCAAGGCAGACAUAAAAUCUGUUUUGCUCUCACCAGAGGUACCCACUGGUGCUUCUCACCUUCCUCCCCCCCCACCACCUUCUGUUCUUCCCAAAAGGAGGCCAGGUCGGCCAAAACGGUCACCGCCUUCUGUCCUCUCCCUGGACGCGUACUCGGGCAAAGCCAUGGAACCUCCACCUGUGCCAGUGGCCCUGGUGGAAAGUGCUGUGGGCAAAGAGCUCUUGAGUGGACAUCCUGAUGCUUUCUAUGGACUGAAAGACCCUGAAGCCGUCACCCUGGACUUCAGGAAUGAUGGGUUCCAUGAGAAGGCAGCAGCUGAGGCCGUUGCAGAGAAACUGCCUUUUAAGGAGCUGGAGAACCAGUGGAACGAGGACUUCAAGGAAGAGGAAGGUCAUGCAAAACCUAAAAGACAGUGGCGAAGGCAGAAGACGACACCUGAGGACCUCCCAGUGAUUCCUUCCCCUGAGUAUUCCCCACCCCGGCCCCAGUUCAGGCCACGUUCCGAAUUUGAGGAGAUGACUAUUUUGUAUGAUAUCUGGAACGGAGGCAUAGAUGAGGAAGAUAUCAAAUUCAUGUGCAUCACCUACGACCGCCUGUUACAGCAGGACAAUGGUAUGGACUGGCUCAACGACACCCUCUGGGUUUUCCAUCCCUCUACUAGCUUUUCUACUCCCAAGAAGAAGAAGCGGGACGAUGGGAUGCGGGAGCACGUGACGGGCUGUGCACGAAGUGAAGGCUAUUACAAAAUUGAUAAGAAGGACAAAGUUAAAUACCUCAACAAUAGCCGAGCUUUUGCAGAGGAGCCUCCAGCUGACACACAGGGUAUGAGCAUCCCUGCCCAACCUCACGCUUCCACCCGGGCUGGCUCCGAGCGGCGGUCAGAGCAGCGCAGGCUCCUCUCCUCCUUCACUGGGAGCUGUGACAGUGACCUGCUCAAGUUCAACCAGCUCAAGUUCCGGAAGAAAAAACUAAAAUUCUGCAAGAGCCACAUCCAUGACUGGGGCCUUUUUGCUAUGGAGCCCAUUGCAGCUGAUGAGAUGGUGAUUGAAUACGUGGGUCAGAACAUCAGGCAGGUCAUUGCUGACAUGCGUGAGAAGCGCUACGAGGACGAGGGCAUCGGCAGCAGUUACAUGUUCAGGGUCGACCACGACACCAUCAUCGAUGCCACCAAGUGUGGAAACUUUGCCAGGUUCAUUAACCACAGCUGCAAUCCAAAUUGUUACGCUAAAGUGAUCACGGUGGAGUCCCAGAAGAAGAUCGUCAUCUACUCCAAACAGCACAUCAAUGUGAAUGAGGAAAUUACCUACGACUACAAGUUUCCCAUUGAGGAUGUAAAAAUCCCUUGUCUAUGUGGCUCUGAGAACUGCAGGGGAACCCUGAACUGAACUCAAGGUUUCUCGUCACACUUGCACCUUCGGCCAUGUCAAAACUGUGGUAACCAGGUGUGGUUGCACUUUGCCAAAAAAAA
Merops nubicus (carmine bee-eater) is the source of this 3932-nucleotide messenger RNA. RefSeq names its product histone-lysine N-methyltransferase SETD1B. The record is from RefSeq and is a predicted model, not a curated record. The transcript has 12 exons. Lineage: Eukaryota; Metazoa; Chordata; Aves; Coraciiformes; Meropidae. Gene Ontology annotation, molecular function: protein binding; histone H3K4 methyltransferase activity. Gene Ontology annotation, cellular component: Set1C/COMPASS complex. The annotation marks the transcript as partial.